GCUGGAUUUUUUUCUUCCUCUUUUCUCUCAAUCCUUCGAAAUCAAACUUCCUCAUUCCUUUCCCCACUCAUCCUUCUUCCUUCUCUUUCUUCUUCUUAUUCUUUCUUUCUCUCUUCUCCCUUCUUCUUCCUCUCCAAAUUAACCCAGAUUUGGGUUCUCUCAACCCAGCUUCAACACCAGCUGCGCCUUCCUUUUGGCUCUCUCUGUGCACUCGCUCUACACUAGCAGCACUAGUGACGAUGAAGGUCGUGAUUCGGCCCAUCCUCUUGGCUCACUUGGGUUGCCAUUGGUAAAGCUGCGCUUGUUCAGGGCUAGCCGCUAUUAACACAAUGGCAUCCCAGGUGCGAACAAAAUGAAGAAAAGGGCUUGUAGAUGGAAUACCUGGGGCUUCUCGACGGAAACAACCUCCUCGAUCUCAAGCUUGGCAGCCUCAACAACGAGCACUGGCGACAUAGCGAGAGUUUGGGAAUAGUAAGGUUUAGAGGUUGAGAUACUCUUGCGUUUGAUUUGGGGCAGCGAUGGCAACGUUGCUUAUUUGUAUCUAAUGAUAAGAAGAAGAUGAAGUUCUUUUUUCUUUUUUCUUUUUUUUAGGUUGGAAAAUUGUAAAUUAAUAAUAAAAAAUACCAAAUCAA
Molecule: messenger RNA, 632 nt
Organism: Rubroshorea leprosula
Lineage: Eukaryota; Viridiplantae; Streptophyta; Magnoliopsida; Malvales; Dipterocarpaceae
Source: the annotation of a GenBank genome assembly